Molecule: messenger RNA, 1707 nt
Organism: Aspergillus tanneri
Lineage: Eukaryota; Fungi; Ascomycota; Eurotiomycetes; Eurotiales; Aspergillaceae
Exons: 5
Coding region: 1-1707 (568 amino acids)
Molecular function (GO): oxidoreductase activity; FAD binding
Source: RefSeq, a predicted model, not a curated record
AUGGCAACGUUGACUUCCGUGCUGGCCCUGCUCCUGGCGGGCCAGUCGUUCGCAAAGGCGCCGUACUGUGUGCCCGGCAAUGACUGCUUCCCUUCGGCGGACGAGCUGGCCAAAUUCAACACCUCGAUUGGUGGGAAGCUGUCGGAGCCGGCCCCCUACGGCCAAGUGUGCUAUGCAGGUCAUUUCGAUGCCGCAGCUUGUUCGAAGCUGGUGACGAACAAGCGCAAUCCUACCUUCCGAGAGAUCAUCCCCGCCGCUAUGAUGUAUACUAACACCGAGUUCACGUCGGAUGGCAAGGGGUGCCCGGUUCCCGACGAGGUGCCGGCGAAGGGUUUGGAUGGCUCCUGUGAGCUUGGUGCGCUGGGUUCGUACUUUGUGACUGCCAACAACGCCGAUGAUAUCAGCCAGGCCGUCAAGUUUGCAGCAAAACAUAACCUGCGGUUGCGAGUGAAAAACACCGGCCACGACUAUACCGGACGCAGCACGGAUGCGGGUGCCUUCGUGAUCCACACCCAUGCCAUGCAACGCAUCGAACUGCACAAGGGAUUCGUCCCCAAAGGAUGUAGAGCCUCCUCGGCGACGGAUGUUCUACAACUGGGGGCGGGUGUCAUCGCGCAGGAUUUGUACCCUGAAGCCGCCAAACUAGGUGUCGUCACGACGGGAGGUUACUGUCCCACCGUCGGCAUUGCGGGUGGAUUCGCCCUCGGAGGAGGAGCGGCUGGCCCUUUCCAGCCGGUAAUUGGCAUGGGAGCAGACAAUGUGGUCCAGUACGACGUCGUCAUGGUGGACGGAACUAUUGCUGUCGCCAACGAGUGCCAGAACAAGGACCUCUUCUGGGCGAUGCGUGGCGGCGGCGGUGUCUUUGCCAUCAGCUCCACGACCUACAUCAAAGCCCAUCCCGCAUUCCAGGCCGUUAAUGUGGUGGUCGGCCAGGUGUCAGCCUCCUCCUCCGAGGCGUACAAGAGGAUGAUAUCCGAGUUCGUGCAGAAUGACCCCAAGUAUGGGCCUCAAUUCAGCUCGGGCAUCUGGGAAACCUCCUAUCCAAACAUAACUAUGUCCUUCCACAAGGGAUUCCAGGCCAGCGAGACGGUUGUUUCGGGUGACCAGUCGCUGAAGGCCUUUGACUUUCUCAAAUCCAUCGACGGCGUGACGGCAAAUGUACAAGGAUUCCAGUUCAAAACGUGGGCCGAGGCCUUUGAGAAGGUCGUUGGACCUCUCAUGGAGGAGGGCAGCGCCGUUGGGGUCAACCUCCUCGACCUAAGCCGUGUCGUUCCCAAUACGUUGACUAGCUCCAAGGAGGGACGGCAAUCCAUUGCGGACUUCGUUUCCGGUUUGCCUAAGACUCAGCCCUUUCUUUUCCACCGUGGCGGUGGUGCCAUAAACAAACCGGCAAAUGAUGAGACUUCAGUGAACCCGGCCUGGCGCACUUCGGCAGCAUACGUCAACGUCCCCGUCUUUGCCACCUCAAAUGCAGGAAUGACGGCGGAGCAGAAGAACACAAUGGAAUCUAUGAUCGAGCAGGUGGAUAAGGUCUUUAGCUCCGACGCCUACUACAACGAGGAGAACAGGCUGGAAUCGAACUACCAACAACGCUUCUGGGGGGCCAACUAUGACACUCUGCUGUCGCUGAAGAAGAAGUUCGACCCGAACUGUGUUCUCACAGGGGCACUGACAGUAGGUGAGACCGAAGUCUGUGGCAGUAGCUAA